AUCCUCAAUUGCAAUAUAUCCUUGAUCUUCUUAGCUUCUUUCAACCAUUUCUCCAUUUUUCUUUCAAAUGGCUCAGUCCUAUUCAACUGUAAAAUUUUCUUCCAUAUUUUCUAUCAUUCUCUACUCAUUAUUAGUGCUACUAAUUGCUGGCACGGCCACAACAGAAGCAACAGGUGUAUGCUAUGGAAACAUGGGAAGCAACUUGCCAUCGGCACAAGAAGUGGUUGCACUCUACAAACAAUAUAACAUUCCAAGGAUGCGAAUCUACGCUCCAGACCAGAAUGUUCUAGAAGCCCUUCGCGGCUCCAACAUCGAGCUCUUCAUGGACAUUCCAAAGGAAAAUCUAGCACCCUUAGCAGCCACCCAGGACAACGCCAACCAAUGGGUCCAGCAAUACGUAAGAAACUAUGGAAAUGUGAGGUUCAGAUACAUCUCCGUUGGAAACGAAGUCAAACCAAAUGAAAUUUAUGCGCAGUAUGUGGUGCCCGCCAUGAACAACAUCCAGAAUGCUCUAAAUGCUGCUGGACUUGGUAACCAGAUCAAGGUUUCCAACACCAUUGAGACCGGUGCUUUAGGACAAUCCUACCCUCCAUCGCAGGGUUCCUUUAAUGCUAAUUACAGAGCCGCAUAUCUUGAUGGUGUUAUAAGGUUCUUGGUGAAUAACCGAUCACCGUUGCUUGUGAAUGUGUACCCUUACUUUAGCUACUUCUUCAACCAAAGAGACAUUCGUCUAGACUACGCACUUUUCACCGCUCCUUCUGCUUUGGUCACCGAUGGCUCCCUACAUUACCAGAACCUCUUCGAUGCAAUCGUCGACGCCACGUAUUCCGCGUUGGAGAAAGCCGGCGGAGGCUCCCUGGAGAUAGUUGUGGCGGAAACUGGAUGGCCCUCCGACGGCGGUGUGGCCACUUCACUGGACAACGCAAGGACUUAUAACACCAAGUUGGUUGAGCAUGUGAAGCUUGGGACUCCAAAGAGGCCUGGCAGACCCAUUGAGACCUAUGUUUUUGCCAUGUUUGAUGAGAAUAAUAAGAACCAGUCACCGCCGCCAUAUACUUAUGAGAAAUUUUGGGGGCUCUUCCUUCCAAAUAAACAGCCCAAGUACCCUAUUAAUCUCAAUUAGUAGUCGAACUUAUAUAUACAUUUAGUAAUAAAUAAGAUCCAGAAUAAUAAUAGUUAAUCGAAAGUCAUUAGACGAUAAUUUAAUCAAACUUAUCAACUUCACUUGAAGUUAACACUUGAGUUUCUGUAAUAAGAUUCAUGAUUCCAGAAAAAGUAAUAUCAUAUACUCCAUGAUAAUAAAAAUGUUUUGCAUCUAA
Arachis duranensis is the source of this 1319-nucleotide messenger RNA. RefSeq names its product glucan endo-1,3-beta-glucosidase. Gene Ontology annotation, molecular function: hydrolase activity, hydrolyzing O-glycosyl compounds. Lineage: Eukaryota; Viridiplantae; Streptophyta; Magnoliopsida; Fabales; Fabaceae. The coding region runs from base 68 to 1123 and encodes 351 amino acids. Gene Ontology annotation, biological process: carbohydrate metabolic process. The transcript is spliced from 3 exons. Gene Ontology annotation, cellular component: cell wall; plasma membrane. The record is from RefSeq and is a predicted model, not a curated record.